AUGGGCUACUUCCAAAAAUUGUGGCCUCCCUACUACAAGUACGCCGUGUUUCUAUUCGUCGGCUUCGAGUUCGUCUAUUCGGCGUUCGUGCUCGCCACUUCCGAGGCCUACUACAAAUCGGCGUCGCUCAUCCUUCCAAUAGCUUAUAGAAUGUUUGAUGAUACGGUUCAAAAGCAGAAGGCGGGUUUCGAUUGGUCGACGAGCGAGAAGGAGAUUCUCGAAAUUUAUCGCCUUCAAAUGCUGGUGUUGUGGGUGGUGUCGACGAUCGGCGUUCUCCUUUGCAUGUUGGUCAUCAUUCCCCAAUUUUUCGAUUUCAACGACAAACGCGGCAAUCCGAGUCAUUUGUGCCUCGUCCGCAAAACGCUCGCCUACAUCCUGUUCGCGAUCGUCGCCGUCUACGUGGUGGUGCUCGGCGUCGCCGUCGUGUGGGCGUGGUCCGAUGGCGGCGCCGCCAGUCGACACUUCCAUGAGCACUUCAACAGCGCCGAGAAGGAGGAGAUGUUCAUCACGCAACUCGAAGAGGCGUUCGAUUGUGUUUCCGAUGAUGAUCUCGAGGUGGCUAAUGAGCAUAUGUGCUACCAAAAAGUCACCUUGUCGUUCAUCUCAACCACCUGGCUUCACAUCCUUCUUCUCGUCUACAUCGCCGGCCAUUCCAUCGCCUUCCUCGCCAUUCCGCUAUUCAAUCGACAAAUAAUCAGCGUCAAAGCCGACGAGCUUCUCGCCAAUGACAACAAUAAACUGUUGAGCUCGUCGUAA
Molecule: messenger RNA, 756 nt
Organism: Caenorhabditis bovis
Lineage: Eukaryota; Metazoa; Nematoda; Chromadorea; Rhabditida; Rhabditidae
Source: the annotation of a GenBank genome assembly